Coregonus sp. 'balchen' is the source of this 10513-nucleotide messenger RNA. The record is from the annotation of a GenBank genome assembly. NCBI's taxonomy places the organism in Eukaryota, Metazoa, Chordata, Actinopteri, Salmoniformes, Salmonidae.
ACUCACACCAGCCCCCUGGCCAACGAGGGAGGGGCGAACAAGAGACUCACCCUGAGGGAUGAGAGAGCAGAGAGGAGGAGGAAGAGGAAGGGCAGCGGGUGUACAGGAGGAAGAGGAGAGAGGAAGAGGAGGGGGAGGAGUCAGGAGGAAGAGGAGGAGGAGGAGGAGGAGGGGAACAAGAGGAAGGGCAGCGGGUGUACAGGAGGAAGAGGAGAGAGGAAGAGGAGGGGGAGGAGUCAGGAGGAAGAGGAGGAGGAGGAGGAGGGGAACAAGAGGAAGGGCAGCGGGUGUACAGGAGGAAGAGGAAAGAGGAGGGGGAGGAGGAGGAGGAGGAGGAGUCAGGAGGAAGAGGAGGAGGAGGAGGAGGGGAAUCUGUCCUUAGAGGAUAUCUUUUCCUCCUCCUCAUCCAGUACCAUGCUGGCCAACACAUUACAGCCCCCACAAUGCAACUGUGGAGAACCAACUCCUGAUCCGGUUGCAGAGAGGUUUGUGCAGCUGGGAUGUCUGGGCGGCGGAGGCUAUGGGACGGUCUACGCUGGAUACCGCAGAGAAGACAACCUACCUGUGAGAACCAUGGAAUAAACACACACAUAUAAGGUCCAUUGGAGAUGCAGUACUAUUUGUCAAUGUGUGUGUGUGUGUGUGUGUGUGUGUGUGUGUGUGUGUUUGUGUUUUCUCUGUAGGUGGCUAUAAAACGUGUCCCCUUGGCCAAAGUGUUACGCAUACCUGUGGUGAGUUCAUCAUUCUCUUAUCAUGGUCUGUUGUGAUGCAGUCUGUAGCAGUCUUUUGUGAUCUGUAGUAGUCUACAGUAGUCUAUCGUAGUCUGUAGUCGUCUGUAGUAGUCUGUAGUAGUCUGUAGUAGUCUAUAGUACUAUUAGUAGUCUGUAGUACUAUUACAUUUACAUUUACAUUUACGUCAUUUAGCAGACGCUCUUAUCCAGAGCGACUUACAAAUUGGUGCAUUCACCCUAUAGCCAGUGGGAUAACCACUUUACAAUAUGUUUUUUUUUUUUUUGGGGGGGGGGGGGGUAGAAGGAUUACUUUAUCCUAUCCCAGGUAUUCCUUAAAGAGGUGGGGUUUCAAAUGUCUCCGGAAGGUGGUGAGUGACUCCGCUGUCCUGGCGUCGUGAGGGAGCUUGUUCCACCAUUGGGGUGCCAGAGCAGCGAACAGUUUUGACUGGGCUGAGCGGGAACUAUGCUUCCGCAGAGGAAGGGGAGCCAGCAGGCCAGAGGUGGAUGAACGCAAUGCCCUCGUUUGGGUGUAGGGACUGAUCAGAGCCUGAAGGUACGGAGGUGCCGUUCCCCUCACAGCUCCAUAGGCAAGCACCAUGGUCUUGUAACAGAUGCGAGCUUCAACUGGAAGCCAGUGGAGUGUGCGGAGGAGCGGGGUGACGUGAGAGAACUUGAACACCAGACGGGCUGCGGCAUUCUGGAUGAGUUGUAGGGGUUUAAUGGCACAGGCAGGGAGCCCAGCCAACAGCGAGUUGCAGUAAUCCAGACGGGAGAUGACAAGUGCCUGGAUUAGGACCUGUGCCGCUUCCUGUGUAAGGCAGGGUCGUACUCUCCGAAUGUUGUAGAGCAUGAACCUGCAGGAUCGGGUCACCGCCUUGAUGUUAGCGGAGAACGACAGGGUGUUGUCCAGGGUCACGCCAAGGCUCUUCGCACUCUGGGAGGAGGACACAACGGAGUUGUCAACCGUGAUGGCGAGAUCAUGGAACGGGCAGUCCUUCCCUGGGAGGAAGAGCAGCUCCGUCUUGCCAGGGUUCAGCUUGAGGUGGUGAUCCGUCAUCCAUACUGAUAUGUCUGCCAGACAUGCAGAGAUAUUAGUCAUCUGUAGUAGUCUGUAGUAGUCUGUAGUGGUCUGUAGUAGUCUGUAGUGGUCUGUAGUGGUCUGUAGUAGUCUGUAGUGGUCUGUAGUGGUCUGUAGUGGUCUGUGGUGGUCUGUAGUACUAUUAGUAGUCUGUAGUAGUCUGUAGUAGUCUAUAGAAGUCUGUAGUGGUCUGUAGUGGUCUGUAGUACUAUUAGUAGUCUGUAGUAGUCUGUAGUAGUCUAUAGUAGUUUGUAUUGGUCUGUAGUGGUCUGUAGUACUAUUAGUAGUCUGUAGUAGUCUGUAGUAGUCUAUAGUAGUCUGUAGUGGUCUGUAGUGGUCUGUAGUGGUCUGUAGUGGUCUGUAGUACUAUUAGUAGUCUGUAGUAGUCUAUAGUAGUCUAUAGUAGUCUGUAGUGGUCUGUAGUAGUCUGUAGUGGUCUGUAGUGGUCUGUAGUAGUCUGUAGUGAUCUGUAGUACUAUUAGUAGUCUAUAGUACUAGUAGUCAUCCGUUGUAGUCUGUAGUAGUCUAAAGUAGUCUGUAGUAGUCUGUAGUAGUCUAUAGUCAUCCGUAGUAGUCUGUAGUGGUAUAUAGUACUCUGUAGUAGUCUGUAGUAGUCUAUAGUGAUCUGUAGUAGUCUAUAGUAGUCUGUAGUAGUCUGUAGUAGUCUGUAGUAGUGUAUAGUCAUCCGUAGUAGUCUAUAGUAGUAUAUAGUACUCUGUAGUAGUCUGUAGUAGUCUAUAGUCAUCCGUAGUAGUCUGUAGUAGUAUAUAGUACUCUGUAGUAGUCUAUAGUAAUAUGUAGUAGUCUAUAGUAGUCUAUAGUAAUCCGUAGUAGUCUAUAGUAAUCCGUAGUAGUCUGUAGAAGAUUGUAGUAGUACAGUCGAGGUCAAAAGUUUUCAGAAUGUCACAAAGUUCGCUGCUUCAGUGUUAUGAGAUAUUUUUGUCAGAUGUUACUAUGGUAUAAUGAAGUUAAUUACAAGCAUUCCAUGUGUCAAAGGCUUUUAUUGACAAUUACAUUACGUUUAUGCAAAGAGUUUACAGUGUAGUUCUCCUGUAGCUCAGUUGGUAGAGCAUGGCGCUUGCAACGCCAGGGUUGUGGGUUCGAUUCCCAUGGGGGGCCAGUAUGAAAAUGUAUGCACUAACUAACUGUAAGUCGCUCUGGAUAAGAGCGUCUGCUAUAUGACUAAAAUGUAAAAUAUGUUGACCCUUCUUUUUCAAGACCUCUGCAAUCCACCUUGGCAUGCUGUCAAUUAACUUCUGGGCCACAUCCUGACUGAUGGCAGCCCAUUCUUGCAUAAUCAAUGCUUGGAGUUUGUCAGAAUUUGUGGGUUUUGGUUUGUCCACCCGCGUCUUGAGGAUCGACCACAAGUUCUCAAUGGGAUUAAGGUCUGGGGAGUUUCCUGGCCAUGGACCCAAAAUGUCGAUGUUUUGUUCCCCGAGCCACUUAGUUAUCACUUUUGCCUUAUGGCAAGGUGCUCCAUCAUGCUGGAAAAGGCAUUGUUCGUCACCAAACUGUUCUUGGAUGGUUGGGAGAAGUUGCUCUCGGAGGAUGUGUUGGUACCAUUCUUUAUUCAUGGCUGUGUUCUUAGGCAAAAUUGUGAGUGAGCCCACUCCCUUGGCUGAGAAGCAACCCCACACAUGAAUGGUCUCAGGAUGCUUUACUGUUGGCAUGACACAGGACUGAUGGUAGCGCUCACCUUGUCUUCUCCGGACAAGGUGUUUUCCGGAUGCCCCAAACAAUCGGAAAGGGGAUUCAUCAGAGAAAAUGACUUUACCCCAGUCCUCAGCAGUCCAAUCCCUGUACCUUUUGCAGAAUAUCAGUCUGUCCCUGAUGUUUUUCCUGGAGAGAAGUGGCUUCUUUGCUGCCCUUCUUGACACCAGGACAUCCUCCAAAAGUCUUCGCCUCACCGUGCGUGCAGAUGCACUCACACCUGCCUGCUGCCAUUCCUGAGCAAGCUCUGCAUUGGUGGUGCCCCAAUCCCGCAGCUGAAUCAACUUUAGGAGACGGUCCUGGCGCUUGCUGGACUUUCUUGGGCGCCCUGACACCUUCUUCACAACAAUUGAACCUCUCUCCUUGAAGUUCUUGAUGAUCCGAUAAAUGGUUGAUUUAAGGUGCAAUCUUACUAGCAGCAAUAUCCUUGCCUGUGAAGCCGUUUUUGUGCAAAGCAAUGAUGACGGCACGUGUUUCCUUGCAGGUAACCAUGGUUAACAGAGGAAGAACAAUGAUUUCAAGCACCACCCUCCUUUUAAAGCUUCCAGUCUGUUAUUCUAACUCAAUCAGCAUGACAGAGUGAUCUCCAGCCUUGUCCUCGUCAACACUCUCACCUGUGUUAACGAGAGAAUCACUGACAUGAUGGCAGCUAGUCCUUUUGUGGCAGGGCUGAAAUGCAGUGGAAAAGUUUUUUUGGGGAUUAAGUUCGUUUUCAUGGCAAAGGGGGACAAAGGGGGAAUUGCAAUUAAUUGCAAUUCCUCUCUCUUCAUGACAUUCUGGAGUGUAUGCAAAUUGCCAGCAUCAAAACUGGGGCAGCAGACUUUGUGAAAAUUAGUAUUUGUGUCAUUCUCAAAACUUUUGACCAUGACUGUACGUAGUAGUCUAUAACAGGUUUUCCCAAACUCGGUCCUUGUGCAUGUUUUGGUUUUUGCCCAGUACUACACAUCUGAUUCAAAGAACCAACUCAUCAUCAAGCUUUUAUUAGGAAUUUUUUAGAACAUUUUAUUUUUUAUUUAUUUUUCUCCCCAAUUUCGUGGUAUCCAAUUGGUAGUUACAGUCUUGUCCCAUCGCUGCAACUCCCGUACGGACACGGGAGAGGCGAAGGUCGUGAGUGCUCUGAAACACAACCCAACCGAGCCGCACUGCUUCUUGACACAACAAUGUGUCGGAGGAAACACCUGGCGACCGUGUCAGCGUGCACCGCGCCCGGACCGCCACAGGAGUCGCUAACCUGGACGACACUGGGCCAAUUGUGCUCUGUCCCAUGGGUCUGUAUUAGUCUGUAGUAGUCUGUUGUAGUCUAAAGUAGUCUAAUUCAGUCUGUAGUAGUUUGAUGUUAUCUGAUUCAGUUUGUAGUAGUUUAUAGUAGUAUUUAGUAGUCUGAUUAGGUCUGUAGUAGUCUAUAGUAGUUUGUAGUAGUCUAUAUAAGUCUGUUGUAGUCUGUAGUAGUCUAUAGCAGUCUGAUUAGGUCUGUAGUGGUCUAUCGUAGUUUGUAGUAGUCUAUAGAAGUCUGUUGUAGUCUGUAGUAGUCUAUAGCAGUCUGAUUAGGUCUGUAGUAGUCUAUAGUAGUCUUUAUUAGUCUGAUUCUGUCUGUAGUAGUCUAUAGAAGUUUGUUGUAGUCUGUAGUAGUCUGAUUAAGUCUGUAGUAGUCUAUAGUAGUCUAUAACAGUCGAGGCUCCUCAGAGGAGGAAGGGGAGCGAAUUUCAUAAAAAUUAAAAUUGUAAAACAUUGAAAAAGUUAUCCUUUUUAGUAGGGGUGUAACGAUCCAUCUACUACAUCGAUGUAUCGAUUUAUAUUCCUAUGAUCCAACUGCAUCGAUCUGUGCUCGGCGAGUUGGCCUUUUGGACAACAUAUAUCGAUCUAACAUCGUUUUAAAAUGUAAUAAAUCGAUUGUAUCGAUACUAGGAAAUAACCCAUUGGAUUUAAGCACGUCAGACUUUAUAUGGAUGUUUUUUCUUAGCACUUUUAAUGAUAAAGGCUUUAAACAUUACUCGAUUCAGUCUGCCUAUCCGUGACGUCAUCGCGCCAGCAGCAGCGCAAAGGCGCCAAGACAACAAAACAAAGCAUGGCGGACAACAGAGGAGAAGCCGACGAGCGAGAAAUUAUCAAGCCACCAUUGCGGUCCUUACAAGAAACAGGAAUCUAGGAAACUUCACCUGCACUGUCCAGUAUACAGGUAUUUAUUUCAGUCACACUGGUUGAAUUUUUGGCUAAAAGGUUACUGAAUCGAUUUCAAGUCACUGAAUCGUUUCGGAUCGUAUCGUUCUAAAUGAACCAAUAUCGUCCUUGAAUCGUAUCGACAACCACGAAUCGUGAUACAAAUCGAAUCGUUGUUAAAACGAAUCGUUACACCCCUACUUUUUAGAUAAAACUAUACUAAAUAUAUUCACGUCACCAAAUAAUUGAUUAAAACACACUGUUUUGCAAUGAAGGUCUACAGUAGCCUCAACCGCACUCUGUAGGGUAGCACCAUUGUGUAGCCGGAGGACAGCUAGCUUCCGUCCUCCUCUUGGUACAUUGACUUCAAUACAAAACCUAGGAGGCUCUUGGUUCUCACCCCCUUUCAUAGACUUACACAGUAAUUAUGACAACUUCCGGAGGAAAUCCUCCAGCCUAUCAGAGCUCUUGCAGCAUGUUGUCCACCCAAUCAAAGGAUCAGAGAAUGAAUCUAGUACUGAAAGCAUAAACUACAGCUUGCUAACACUGCAGUGUAUAAAAUGUGGUGAGUAGUUGACUCAAAGAGAAAGAAAGACAAUAGUUGAACAGUUUUCAACAAAUUAUUUUCUUCAAAAAUGAAGGAGAAGCAGUUUUACUUACUUAGCUAGCAAAUGCAGCUGGCUAGUUUAGUUACUCAAACACCCGGCUCAAACAGAGGGAUGCUAUGUUAGCUAGCUGGCUAUGACUAUUCAACACAACACUGGAACUCUUCCAAGUCAAUGUAAGCUUUUGGUUUUAUAAAUUUAUUGUCACCGGGGCCCACCGGUGUAACUGCUUAUUGACUAUACACUGUAACGUUGCUGCAUGAUUGUAGCGGGUUUACUGACGUAUUAGUUCUAUUAGCUAUGUUAACUAGGACGUUACUUUUUGCUAAUAUGGUGUAGCCGUUAUGACAUGGUUUGGCUUGGAAAGGUUUUUCGCCUGGUCACAUACAGCUGAUGUGUUGUUCAUUGAAGUCCACAAACGAAGGGACGAUGUGAGAGGAGGAGAGCGCAUAGAGGCGAGAAGGAAUACAACGUGGCUGCUAUGAAAGUGAACUGUGUUUAUGCGUGAUCAGGGGUGUAUUCAUUACGCCGAUUCUGUUGAAAAAUGUUUCUUAAACGGAAGCAAAACGAAACGGGGAUAAAAAAUACCUGAAUUUUGUCCAAUAGAAACUCUCGUUCGCAACUGUUGGACUAAUGAUUACACCCUAUAUCAGCUAGAUGCAGGAAAGAGUGUGCAAGGCGAUAUUGAAUGUGUCACUGUCUGUCACCUCAAAUGUUUCUCUCGACCUGUGUGCACCUACGUUGUAAACUUUCAUUCAUAGGCUAGGUUGUAGCAACCUCAUGAUGGGUACAGCGAAAAUUCGAGUAUCAUGUAGUAGCCUAAACCUAUUGAUGUUCCAUUGAACUGGGUGGAUGGAAUAUGAAUGACAGUCAUCCAAUAUGCUGUAAUAGAAAUAAGGCCAUGUUCAUGAGAAAAAAAAAUGUGUCCUCCCUCAUCAUAAACGGCACCAACCGCCACUGGUCUAUAAUAAACGGCACCAACCGCCACCGGUCAAUAAUAAACGGCACCGACCGCCACUGGUCAAUAAUAAACGGCACCGACCGCCACUGGUCAAUAAUAAUCUGUUAUCAUCUGUAGUUAACUAUAGUAGUCAUGUAGUCAUCUGAUUCAGUUUGUAGUAGUCUAGAGUCGUCUGGUGUAGUCUGAUUCAGUCUGUAUCAGUCUGAUUCAGUCUGUAUUAGUAUAAGUAGUCUGUAGUAGUCUAUAGUAGUCUGCAGUAGUCUAUGAUAGUCUGUAGGAGUCUAUAGCAGUCUGUAGUAAUCUGAUUUGGUCUGUAGUUCUCUGUAGUAGUCUAUAGUAGUCUGCAGUAGUCUAUGAUAGUCUGUAGUAGUCGGUAUCAGUCUGUAGUAAUCUGAUUCGGUCUGUAGUAGUCUAUAGUAGUCUGUAGUAGUCUGUAGUAGUCUAUAGUAGUUUGUAGUAUUCUAUAGUAGUGUAUAGUAGUUUGUAGUAGUCUAUAGUAGUCUGUAGUAGUCUAUAGUAGUUUGUAGUAGUCUAUAGUAGUUUGUAGUAGUUUAUAGUAGUUUGUAGUAGUCUGUAGUAGUCUGAUUCAGUUUGUAGUAGUCUAUAGUAGUUUGUAGUAGUCUAUAGUAGUCUGUAGUAGUCUGAUUCAGUUUGUAGUAGUCUAUAGUAGUUUGUAGUAGUUAAUAGUAGUCUGUAGUAGUCUAUAGUAGUCUGAUUCAGUUUGUAGUAGUCUAUAGUAGUCUGUAGUAGUCUAUAGUAGUGUGUAGUAGUUUAUAGUAGUGUGUAGUAGUUUAUAGUAGUUUGUAGUAGUCUAUAGUAGUUUGUAGUAGUUAAUAGUAGUCUGUAGUAGUCUAUAGUAGUCUGAUUCAGUCUGUAGUAGUCUAUAGUAGUCUGUAGUAGUCAAUAGUAGUCUGAUUCAGUCUGUAGUAGUCUAUAGUAGUCUGUAGUAGUCAAUAGUAGUCUGAUUCAGUUUGUAGUAGUCUAUAGUAGUCUGUAGUAGUAUAGUAAUCUUUCAUCUUUAUUUGGAUCCCAAUUUCAGACUCAGGAUGGACAGCAGGUGGAGUUUCCCUUGGAGGUGGUAUUAUUGCGGAUCGUGGGCGGUAGGGGUGAGGGUAGGGGUGAGGCUACGGGGGAGGGUUUGGGUGAAGUUGUCCCUCCCCCCCGUGCUGCAGUGGCCCUGCUGGACUGGUUUGAGCUGGAUCAGGAGUUGGUCCUGGUUCUGGAGAGACCAGUUCCCUGCAUGGACCUCUAUGACUACAUCCAGAUGAGAGGGGGGACGCUGCAGGAGGAACACGCCAGGGUGAGAGAGAGAGAGGGAGAGGGAUGUAGGGAGGAGAGCGGGAGGAGCAAGGAGAAGAUAGAGAGAGAGGCAGAGAGAGAGAUGACGAGAGAGAAAGAGAGAGAGAGAGAGAUGAGAGACAGCGACGGGACGACGAUGAGAGAGACAGAGAGAGAGAGAGAAGAGAGAGAGAGAGACAGAGAGAGAGAGACAGAGAGAGACAGAGACAGAGAGAGAGAGAGGGAGAGAGAGUGUGUAGUGUUAUCCAAAACCCUGAGGACAGUUUACUAGAGUAAAUAUUGACCUACUACCCCACUGCCUUUUUCUCUCUCUAUCUCUCUCUCUCUCUCUCUCUCUCUCUCUCUCUCUCUCUCUUUCGUUUCGUCGUUUCUCUCGUUUUCGUUCUCUCGUUCUCUCUCUCUCUCACUCUCUCUCUCACUCUCUCUCUCGUUGUCUCUCUCUCUCUCUCUCUCUCUCUCUCUCUCUCUCUCUCUCUCUCUCUCUCUCUAGGUCAUCCUGAGGCAGCUAGUUGAAGCGAUGAGAGAGGUCCAUUCCAGAGGUGUUCUCCAUCGUGACAUCAAACCAGAGAACAUUCUAGUAGAGACCGGUUCCACCUCGCCUCGGAUCAGGGUUCUAGACUUUGGCUGCGGCUGCAUUCUCAGAGAUGGGCCCUACACCGAGUGUUACGGUAGGCUGGUGUCCAAUCACUGAGUGUAAACCAUAACACUGUUAGCCCGCUGAGCUAAAGCCUGGAUGUUAGUUUUGGGAAACCAAUACAUAUCUACAGAUCUCAGAUAUACACACACCCUGACCUUCCUGUUCUGUGUUGUGUUGUGUUGUGUGUGUGUGUGUGUGUGUGUGUGUGUGAGUGAGUAUGUGUGUGGGUGGUGGUGUGUGUGUGUGUGUGUGGGUUGUGUGUGGUGUGGUUUGUGGUUUGUGUGUGUGUGUGUGUGGGGGUGAGGGAGUAUCUGGUGUGGUGUGUGUGUGUGUGUGUUUGUGUGUGUGUGGUGUGUGUAUGUGUGUGUGUGUGAUGUGUGUGUAUGUGUGUGAUGUGUGUGUGUGUGUGUGUGGGUGUGUGUGUGUGUGUGGUGUCGUGGUGUGUGUGUGUUGUGUUGUGUGUUGUGUGUGGUGAUUGUGUGUGUGUGCGUGUUGUCGUGUUGUGGGUGUGGUGUGUGUGUGUGUGUGUGGGUGUGUGUGUGUGGGUGUUGUGUGUGUGUGGUGGUGUGUGUGUGUGGGUGUGUGUGUGUGUGUGUGUAGCUGUGUGGUGUGUGGUGUCUUGGUGCUUGUGUGUGUGUGCUGUGUUUGGGUGUGUUGUGUUUGUGGUGCGUGUGUCAUGGUGUGUUGUGUGGUACUGUGUGUGUGUGGGUGUGUGUGUGGUGUGUGUCGUGUGUGGUGUGUGGGUGUGUGGUGUGUGUGUGUGUGUGUGGUGUGUGUUGGUGUGUGUGUGUGGUGUGUGUGUGUGUGUGUGGUGUGUGGUGUGUGGGGUGUGUGUGUGUAGGCACGUCCCAGUACACCCCCCCAGAGUGGUUUCUGAGAGAGUCGUAUCGUGCUGGUCCCUCCACUGUGUGGCAGCUGGGGGUGCUGCUAUAUGACAUGCUGUGUGGGGACCAGCCCUUCAACACACGACGAGAGAUCAUCUUUGAAGAGCCUUACAUCAAGGACGAACUGUCCAGACGUAAGACACACACACACAGACAGAGAGACAGACAGACAGAGACAGACAGACAGACAGACAGACAGACAGACAGACAGACAGACAGAGAGAGAGAGAGAGAGAGAGAGAGAGAGAGAGAGAGAGAGGAGAGAGAGAGAGAGAGAGAGAGAGAGAGAGGGAGAGAGAGAGAGAGAUACAGACAGACACACUAACCCUUACUUGUUCUCUUGUCUUGUUCUCCAGACUGUGUGGAUCUGUUGAGGAGGUGUCUGGCCAAGCGACCCCGAGGACGGCCCACUCUGGACGGGAUGUUACUCCACCCCUGGCUCCAGCCACAG